GAGUGGUGAUGAUUUAAUAAGGCAUAUUUUAGAACGAUGGGCAGAAAAUACCAAUGCACAAGAAAUAUCUAACAUUAUAACUGCCGUUAUGAAUGUUGCUCAAAAACUUUGCUCAGUAGUAGAUUUUAUAAGAGACAAAAUCGAUCAGUUAAAAGGCCUUUUAUUAGAUCAAUUACCAUUUAGUAUAUUUCCCAAGCUAUUACAAUUGUUUAAACCUUUGGAACACGUCAAAAUCGUCACCAUGAGAAAUAUCAGAGAUAUGCUUGUUGCUGCAUUUAAACUUUUGGAUGAGAUUCCUCCCUGGAUUUGGACGAUUUAUUAUUUGGAACACUUGGCCUUCAAAUCAUUUCUAGAAUUUUUAAUCUAUUCAUAUCUAAACCUCUAUCAAAAAGUAGGUAUGUUUUUGGAUCCAAAUGCGAAACCAAUUUUCAUUGAUGAUGAAGCAGUUAAAAGGCUUGUGCUAGACGAAUGUCAAGACUAUUAUUCAAAAAUUGAUAAUUCCUUUGGCAAUAAUUCGAAUGAAGCAAUACAAUACUUAGCAAAUGACGAAUUAGAACGUUAUAAAAAUCUUCCAGCAAUUUUUUUCAGUGAAAAUGAUGACCUGUGUAAAUGGUGGCAAAAUUCCAAAUCUAGAUUUCCUGGGUUAGCUACUCUUGCAAUAAAAUAUUUGCCUUUACUAGGAUUAGAUAACGAUCUCCCCUUAGAAAAUUUAGACAAAUUUAUAGAAGUUUAUGAUGAUG
Molecule: messenger RNA, 740 nt
Organism: Racocetra fulgida
Lineage: Eukaryota; Fungi; Glomeromycota; Glomeromycetes; Diversisporales; Gigasporaceae
Source: the annotation of a GenBank genome assembly